UCUCUUUCACCCAUAAUCGUCAAAUCCCACCAUAAUUUCUCUUUAUAUCUCCUUUCUUAAGUGUUUCUGAUUGACUGCCUCUUUUCAUUCUCUUCUAUGACGACGACGACGACAACAACAACAUCUACGAUUUCUAAGAGGCAACCCAUGGGGGCUUUCACAGCGCUGUUUCUUACAACCUUUGCUUUAGUGUUGGGCGCGGCCCGUGCUGAUGCUGACUUGCUUCAGGAUGUAUGCGUUGCCGAUCUUUCUUCAGGAGUGAAAGUGAAUGGAUUCCCCUGUAAGAACCCCUCAAGCAUAGGAGCAAAUGACUUCUUCUUUGCCGGUCUGGCCAAACCAGGCUUCCCCAACAACACCGUGGGGUCGCUUGUCACAGCGGCUAAUGUGGAAAAGAUCCCAGGUCUCAAUACCCUAGGCGUCUCCAUGUCUCGAAUUGACUACGCCCCCGGUGGGGUCAACCCUCCCCACACCCAUCCUCGAGCAACAGAGAUAGUUUUCCUGCUGGAAGGCGAGCUGGAGGUUGGCUUCAUAACCACAUCCAACGUGUUGAUAUCAAAGUGGAUCAAGAAGGGUGAAAUAUUUGUGUUCCCUAAAGGAUUGGUGCAUUUCCAGAAGAACAUUGGGAGGACACCUGCUGCUGUUAUUACUGCCUUCAAUAGCCAGUUUCCGGGAACACAGUCCAUUGCUGCCACCCUUUUUGGGGCCUCGCCAACAGUUCCUGAUGAUGUAUUGAGCAAGGCAUUCCAGAUUGGUAGAAAGGAGGUUCAGAAAAUCAAGACCAAAUUUGCACCUAAAAAAUAG
Molecule: messenger RNA, 801 nt
Organism: Durio zibethinus
Lineage: Eukaryota; Viridiplantae; Streptophyta; Magnoliopsida; Malvales; Malvaceae
Product: germin-like protein subfamily 2 member 4
Molecular function (GO): manganese ion binding
Source: RefSeq, a predicted model, not a curated record